This is a messenger RNA of Rhopilema esculentum, 1773 nucleotides long. The record is from RefSeq and is a predicted model, not a curated record. Lineage: Eukaryota; Metazoa; Cnidaria; Scyphozoa; Rhizostomeae; Rhizostomatidae.
CAAGGUUUAGGCCACCUUACCAGCCCAGCCCUCCUCCUGGUAUGAUGCCCUCUAAUGUCCCAGGUAGCAACUGGCCAGGAGGUAACAUUGCCAGCUCAAUGGGGCCAGUCAGAAUGCAACCACAGCAGCAACCACAGCGGAUGGUUACUUUCAUGCCACAUGACAUAAAGAUUCCAAAACAACCAAAGCCCCCAGAGAAGCCUCUUCAACCAUACAUGAGAUACAGCAAAAAGAUCUGGGAUCAAGUAAAAAGUCAACACCCAGAGCUUAAGUUAUGGGAAAUUUCAAAGAUUGUUGGAGAAAUGUGGAAAAAUCUAAGUGAUGCUGAGAAAAAGAGUUAUACUGAUGAUUAUGAAGCUGAAAAGAUAGAGUACAAGGAAUUAAUGAGGGACUACCACAAUUCAACAGCCUACCAGCAGUGGCUUGAGGCAAAGGGAAGAGCCCAAGCUGCUCUGCAAGAACAACAGGCAAUGGAAAAAAUGAUUGGGGGUCCGAUUCCUAGAGACGAGCCUCGUUUUCAAAUACAACAGAUAGAGGAUGACGAUGAUGAUGAUAUGUUCUCUGCCAAGCAUAUUGCAGCAGCAAGAUUUCAUCGCAAUCAUAAACUUAUCGCCGAGAUUUUCAACGAACAGGCUGUCCCCGACAUCAAAACUAUUGUGACAAGACCAAGGCUUGAAAAUCUGAAAAAGCAAGUCCAAUCUUUGAUGCAGCACCAGCGCAAGCUUGAGCAGGAGAUUGAAGAAGCUGAACAGAGACACGAAGCUAGGAAACGUAAAAUCCUGGAAAGUAGUGAAAAGUUUCAACAGGAAUUGAAGAAACUUAAAGAAAAGCCUAUUCCAACCGGCACAUCGCCUGAACCUGCAGUGAAUGAAGACCAGGAUAGUCCAUCAGCCACAACGACUGACGAGACAAAAGAUGCGGAGGCAAAACCCCCCUCGGCCAGUCAAGAAGCAGAAGAAAAAGAGUAAAGACAGAUGAAAGUUGUUUUGGGCGAUGAACAACUGCACACCUUCAAACGACUGAGCAACCACCCAAUCACUCGGGUGUAAGAAGCACGAAAUAACUUAAAAUCAUUGUUGCGAUUGCUUUUGAUGAGGGCAGGCUUAGUCAUUGAUGGCUGCAGAUUUUCAUCUCCCAAGCAACAGUACUUUCAAGGGAACUGGAUAUAUCGGGUGAUGGUAGCUAAGAACCGAUAUUAUGUAGUUAUUCUGAAUAAAGCGAAUUGCGUAGUGUCACCCCUGCUAAUGAAACUUGUUUAAAAUGGGCUGCCGACGUUUAGCCAAGACAGCUCUGCCGAAUUUUUUAACCGGCACGAACUGUAGCCGUAGGUUCUCCUCCCAGGCAAUACACACAGAUGAGUCGAUUGUUGGUCGUUUUUUCUGUAUUGAGUUUAUAAACCCAGAUAGGCAGAAUUUGGCUUCGUUUUGUAAAGAAAUAUUUCCUAGGGAUAUCUUUUACUUCGAGAAGAAAAAAGUUUGUUUUUUUCUAGAAUUGAUUUUUUGACAUUUGAAUACUAGGAAAUGUCGUCAUGUUAGUUUUGUGCUUGUUCAGAGGUUCAAAAAUACUCUGCACCCCUUCUCUCUUGCCCCUUUUGACUUUUUUAAAUAAUGUCACAGAAAGAAAUAGUCUGAAAGAUAGCAAUUUAUAAUGGUCUAAAAAUAUCAAGAUGAAUAAUUACCAUCAAUGGAUAAGCAUUUAUUUCUGACAGAUAAAUUUUUAUUGAGUUAAAGGUCUGUGAACUGCUUUAUUUUAAUUGUAGAGAACAUUUAGUCC